This is a messenger RNA of Cicer arietinum (chickpea), 2658 nucleotides long. RefSeq names its product putative DUF21 domain-containing protein At3g13070, chloroplastic. Gene Ontology annotation, molecular function: flavin adenine dinucleotide binding. The record is from RefSeq and is a predicted model, not a curated record. Lineage: Eukaryota; Viridiplantae; Streptophyta; Magnoliopsida; Fabales; Fabaceae.
AUGUAUUUUUUCCUCGAACAGAAAGACAGAGAGCAUCUGACAACCAAAGCAAAUGGUGUGGUCCGUCGAAGUCCAACUCUGCUAUGCGCCUCAAACACACUAAAUCCCUCACUCUCUCAAACCCUAAUUUCCCAAUUGCGCUUUUUACUUCCAAAUACCUAAAUAUCAUACAAUUCAUUUCUUGUAAAUAUACCAUUUUUUCUUUGCUUUUCACCUUCCUCGAUUGCCUCGCUUAACCAUUUCCUUACGGACUCAGCAAAUUACAAGUUACAACUCUCUUGCAUCAAAAUUCAAUUUUGAGUUUCUGGGUUGUUAUGCUUUUAGUUUCUUAGUAAUGGCUCUCGAAUCUUGGGUUUUGGGUCACCGGAUUUUCAAUUCGGGUUCCAAAUUGUUGUAUCCUACUUAUGAGAAUCGAACAAAGAGAAUGCCAAUCAAGGUUUCAAAUUGCCCUUUUCCUAUUGUGUCCAACUGUGUUGGUCCUUUCACGUCUACAAGCUUCAAUCUUUCAAGUCAUGGAGAAAAUGUUAAGUUAUUUAGUGGAACUCGGUUGAAGGUGAAGUGUGUUGGUAGUGAUGGUGAUUGUUUGAGAGAGAAAAAUGCUGUUUCCAAUGCAAAUUUGAAGUUCAUAAAUGAAUUUUUGGUGAAGAGAGGAAUCAUUUUGGCUGCAACUGUUUGUGGAGUGUUGGUGUUUGGAUGUCCAAGAGUUUUGGCUAUUGAAGGUGUGGUGAAUGCUGGAUAUGGUGUUAUUGGACAGAGUAUACUUUUGCUUAAGAGUACUUGGCCUACUGUGUUGCAAAUUCUUCGUUUAUUUAAGGAGCAAGGGUUGUUGUUGGCUUUGCUUUUGGCUCUUUCGGCUUUUUUCUCUUUGGCUGAGACAUCAAUUACCACACUUUGGCCUUGGAAGGUUCGUGAGUUGGCUGAAAAAGAGUCCGAAAACGGCGUCUUCAGACUACUCCGAAGUGAUGUGACUCGAUUCCUCACAACCAUACUUAUUGGCACAACUGUGGUAAAUAUCGCGGCUACUGCUCUAGUCACAGAAGCUGCUACUGCAACAUUUGGUGAAGCUGGUGUUAGUGCAGCAACAGGAGUGAUGACUGUUGCCAUUUUGCUUCUCACUGAAAUCACUCCAAAAAGCAUUGCGGUUCAUAAUGCCACAGAGGUGGCUCGGUUUGUGGUCAGACCUGUGGCAUGGCUUUCUCUGAUAUUGUAUCCCGUAGGAAGAAUUGUUACUUAUCUUUCAAUGGGGAUGCUGAAAUUGCUUGGCUUAAAAGGAAGAAGCGAGCCAUAUGUAACUGAAGAGGAGCUAAAACUGAUGCUAAGGGGUGCAGAGUUAAGUGGGGCAAUAGAAGAGGAAGAGCAGGAUAUGAUUGAAAAUGUGUUGGAGAUAAAAGACACACAUGUCAGAGAGGUUAUGACACCGCUAGUUGACGUUGUUGCAAUUGAUGCUAGUUCAAGCCUUGUUGAUUUUCAUCACUUGUGGGUCACACAUCAAUACUCAAGGGUACCUGUUUUUGAGCAACGUGUUGAUAAUAUAAUGGGUAUAGCAUAUGCGAUGGAUCUGCUGGAUUAUGUUCAAAAGGGUGAUACUCUUGAAAGUACUACAGUUGGAGAUAUGGCUCACAAGCCUGCAUUUUUUGUACCUGAUUCAAUGUCUGUUUGGAAUCUUCUUAGAGAAUUUCGAAUCAGGAAAGUUCACAUGGCUGUCGUUCUAAAUGAGUAUGGUGGAACUAUUGGACUUGUAACUCUUGAAGAUGUUGUUGAAGAAAUUGUUGGUGAAAUCUUUGAUGAAAAUGAUUCAAAGGAGGAAAUACAAAAGAAAACUGGCUACAUUGUAAUGCGAGCCGAGGGUGUGUUUGACGUGGAUGCUAACACGUCCAUUGAUCAACUCUCUGAAGAUUUGAACAUCAAGAUGCCAGAGGGUCACCAAUAUGAGACGGUAUCUGGCUUUGUAUGUGAAGCCUUUGGAUACAUUCCGAGGACAGGUGAGAGCAUCAAGAUAGUAGUUGAAAGGGACGAUGAAGAUGAUGACAAUGACACCAAUGGUGACCACCAGGAGCCGAAAGAGAAGAAACAUAUUUUCAAACUUGAGAUUCUAGCAGGAAAUGCCAGAAAGGUGAGUGCUGUUCGGUUUGAAAGACUAAAUAAUGGCGCAGAAGCAGAAGUGUUGGAGACUAAAGAAGUAACUCGAAUGUUCCCAAAAAUUGUGAAAAGAAAAUGGAACAAUGGCGAGGACUCUGAGGAUGAUGGAGAAUAUGAUGGAUAUGCUUUUGGAAAGAGACCACAGGAAGACAUUUCUAAUGAAUAUGUAGUUGAUCAGGAAAAUUCUCAUAGAAAUUAUUAAGUUAUUUUCUUCAUUUUUUAUAUGUUUUUAUCUCUAGUUUGCAAGCUUUUGUGCCAUUUUUGUAUUAGAUGGAAAACUUGAGAUACGUGUACAAAAUGAGAGCCAAUGUUAAAAAAAAAAAAUGGGAACCAAUUAGUUAACAUGUAGAACCUUUGUAAGACAAAAUAGAGGGUUCUAUGCCAAAGAAAGUCUUUUUUAAGGCUUGACAAGUCCUAAUAAAGAUGGCAUAUUUUCUAUUAUCUAUCAUGAUACUUUCCUACAAGAAAUAAACAACAUGAACAUUUGGAUGAAGAAACUGUGUAAAAUGCACUUGUGUU